This is a messenger RNA of Abrus precatorius (Indian licorice), 1209 nucleotides long. RefSeq names its product nuclear transcription factor Y subunit B-3-like. Gene Ontology annotation, cellular component: nucleus; CCAAT-binding factor complex. Gene Ontology annotation, biological process: regulation of transcription by RNA polymerase II. The record is from RefSeq and is a predicted model, not a curated record. NCBI's taxonomy places the organism in Eukaryota, Viridiplantae, Streptophyta, Magnoliopsida, Fabales, Fabaceae. Bases 215 to 799 code for a protein of 194 amino acids. Gene Ontology annotation, molecular function: DNA-binding transcription activator activity, RNA polymerase II-specific; protein heterodimerization activity; RNA polymerase II cis-regulatory region sequence-specific DNA binding. The transcript has a single exon.
CCCGCCCGAUCCAACGGACCCUGCUCAUUCCAUUUCACUCCUCUCUCCGCUCCUCGCCGGAACACUCGCCGUCCGUCCGUCCGUCUCCGUCUCCGUCCCCUACAUCACCAACAUCACCAUCUCGUUCCAUAAUUCGACGAAAUUACUCUGUCCUCGAAGUCAACGCAGAUUCAAACAUUGAGCGAGUUGGAAUCGGAGCCAGCGAGUGGGGAAGAUGGCGGACUCGGACAACGACUCAGGAGGAGCGCACAACGCGGGAAACAAUGCCAACAGCAGCGAGUUAUCGCCCCGGGAGCAAGACCGGUUCUUGCCGAUAGCGAACGUUAGCAGAAUCAUGAAGAAGGCGCUUCCGGCGAACGCCAAGAUCUCAAAGGACGCGAAAGAGACGGUGCAAGAAUGCGUGUCGGAGUUCAUCAGCUUCAUCACCGGCGAAGCCUCCGACAAGUGCCAGAGAGAGAAGCGCAAAACUAUAAACGGCGACGACCUACUUUGGGCCAUGACGACCUUGGGCUUCGAGGACUACGUUGAGCCUCUAAAGAUUUACCUUCAACGCUUUAGGGAGAUGGAGGGAGAGAAGACCGUUGCCGCACGUGACAAGGACGCCGCCGUCGCGAACGUGUACGAGUACUCGGCCGCUGCGGGCGGAGGAGGGGGAGGGAUGAUGAUGCACCAAGGACACGUGUACGGUUCUCAUGCGUUUCAUCAAGUGGGUGUCACUGGUGGUAGUGGUUCUCCUGUUUUGGGUAAGCCCGGGCCCACUUAUCCUUCCGCUGGAUCCAAUGCGGGUAGACCCAGGUAGAUGUGGUGUGCGCUCUCCACUACCUUUUUUUUCCCUUCUUUUUUUUCAUUUGUAUUUUAAAAAAAAAUUGAUAAAAAUGCAAGAGUUUUAGUUGUAGCUUGUAAGACUAAUUUGGGGGCUUGUGAGAAGAAGCAUUCAGUGAAUUCUAUUACACCAAAAAAUAAGUUUGGAUUUUAAUGUCAUUGGUGAUUGGCAGCACUCUGUUAUCUGUCAUGUAAGUACACACUUUACACUUCUUCCAUCCCAAUCUGGGUUAGUGUUAUUGUUACUGUUCUAAGAUAGAAUUAAAUAGUGCUUCUUUUCUCCUUUUUUUGUACCACAUCUUUUAUUAUUUACGUCCAAUCCAAUUACUCAAAUAUUCCUUUCCUUUUCUUACCCCUUCUUAGUGAAUGGUAUCCAUUAAUUUUAUU